Molecule: messenger RNA, 429 nt
Organism: Helobdella robusta
Lineage: Eukaryota; Metazoa; Annelida; Clitellata; Rhynchobdellida; Glossiphoniidae
Exons: 3
Coding region: 1-429 (142 amino acids)
Source: RefSeq, a predicted model, not a curated record
AUGAAGCUAUUCGUUGCUGUCAUCCUCUUGGCAUUCCAAUACGCCCAUGCAGCCAACCACUACUGCUCCAUCUGCAACGCGAAAGUUUCGCUGGGGGCAGGUCUGACGGACGACUGCUUCCUAAAGCCUGUGCUAAGUGACUGCAAGGCUGACGAACAUGGAUGCUACGCCUCACUGAAGAUCAACACUGCUGCCAAGACCAUGGAGUUCAAGAGGUCAUGCACGGCAGAGGGCAAGGAGUUGGGUCAGAGCAGUGUCAAUGGUGAUGAAAUCCUCAUGGAGAGGUUCUUCAGCGAAUACGGAAGCAACUGCGACAACGGUGAGAUCCUCUUCAGCCACAACAGCCUGUCCGGAGCUCAGCUGGCCACAUUCAAGGAUGCCGUCAAGAACUGGGAACGCCCGGAAUGCGACUUCACCGGCAGAAUUUAA